This is a messenger RNA of Piliocolobus tephrosceles (Ugandan red Colobus), 6770 nucleotides long. It is a transcript of the gene DOCK3, whose product is annotated as dedicator of cytokinesis 3. The coding region runs from base 138 to 4151 and encodes 1337 amino acids. Gene Ontology annotation, biological process: small GTPase-mediated signal transduction. Gene Ontology annotation, molecular function: GTPase activator activity; guanyl-nucleotide exchange factor activity; small GTPase binding. Gene Ontology annotation, cellular component: plasma membrane; cytoplasm. NCBI's taxonomy places the organism in Eukaryota, Metazoa, Chordata, Mammalia, Primates, Cercopithecidae. The record is from RefSeq and is a predicted model, not a curated record. The transcript is spliced from 34 exons.
UUCUGCAGGACAUCUUAGAUACACUCUUUGUGAUUUUGGAUGAUAAUACAGAGAAGUACGGCCUGUUGGUUUUUCAGUCUCUGGUGUUCAUCAUCAACCUGCUCCGAGACAUCAAGUAUUUUCACUUUCGACCUGUGAUGGACACGUAUAUCCAGAAGCACUUUGCUGGAGCUCUGGCAUACAAGGAGCUCAUCCGCUGUUUGAAGUGGUAUAUGGACUGCUCAGCAGAACUGAUUCGACAGGACCACAUUCAAGAAGCCAUGCGGGCCUUGGAGUACCUUUUCAAGUUCAUUGUACAGUCACGGAUCCUGUACUCACGAGCCACUUGUGGAAUGGAAGAGGAACAAUUCAGAUCCAGUAUCCAAGAACUUUUCCAGUCCAUCCGGUUUGUGCUCAGUCUGGACAGCAGAAACUCAGAAACACUCCUUUUUACUCAGGCUGCACUCCUCAAUUCUUUCCCAACCAUCUUUGACGAGCUGCUGCAAAUGUUCACCGUGCAAGAGGUGGCAGAGUUUGUGAGAGGGACACUGGGGAGCAUGCCCAGCACUGUGCACAUUGGGCAGUCAAUGGAUGUGGUCAAGCUGCAGUCCAUUGCCAGGACAGUGGAUAGCCGCCUGUUUUCCUUCUCAGAAUCCCGCCGCAUCCUGCUUCCUGUGGUUCUCCAUCACAUUCACCUUCACCUGAGGCAGCAGAAAGAGCUGCUUAUUUGCUCAGGAAUUCUUGGCAGCAUCUUCUCCAUCGUCAAGACCAGCUCUCUGGGCGAAUAUGUGUCCUGCCUUCUCUCACUGCUCCGCCAGAUGUGUGACACCCAUUUCCAGCACCUCCUGGACAACUUCCAGAGCAAAGAUGAACUCAAGGAAUUUCUGCUGAAGAUUUUUUGUGUGUUCCGGAACCUAAUGAAGAUGAGUGUCUUCCCUCGGGACUGGAUGGUAAUGAGACUGCUCACAAGCAAUAUUAUAGUCACUACUGUCCAGUACCUGUCCUCUGCACUGCACAAGAAUUUCACAGAGACUGACUUUGACUUUAAGGUGUGGAAUUCUUAUUUUAGCCUGGCAGUUCUAUUCAUAAAUCAGCCAAGCCUUCAGCUAGAAAUUAUCACCUCAGUCAAAAGGAAGAAGAUCCUAGAUAAGUAUGGGGACAUGCGUGUAAUGAUGGCUUAUGAACUGUUCAGCAUGUGGCAGAAUUUGGGUGAACAUAAGAUCCACUUUAUUCCGGGAAUGAUUGGUCCUUUUCUGGGUGUGACACUGGUCCCACAGCCAGAAGUACGGAAUAUCAUGAUUCCCAUCUUUCAUGACAUGAUGGACUGGGAGCAGAGAAAAAAUGGCAACUUCAAACAGGUGGAGGCCGAGUUGAUUGACAAGCUGGACAGCAUGGUAUCAGAAGGGAAAGGUGACGAGAGCUACAGGGAGCUCUUCAGCCUACUAACCCAGCUGUUUGGGCCCUACCCCAGCCUGCUGGAGAAGGUUGAACAAGAAACAUGGCGUGAGACCGGCAUUUCCUUUGUGACCUCAGUCACCCGCCUCAUGGAACGUCUUCUUGACUACAGGGACUGCAUGAAAGGAGAGGAAACAGAGAAUAAGAAGAUUGGCUGUACUGUUAACCUGAUGAAUUUUUACAAAUCUGAGAUUAACAAGGAAGAAAUGUAUAUCCGCUACAUCCAUAAGCUUUGUGACAUGCACUUGCAGGCCGAAAACUACACAGAGGCUGCAUUUACCCUGCUCCUUUACUGUGAGCUGCUGCAGUGGGAGGACCGGCCACUGCGGGAAUUCCUCCAUUACCCAUCGCAGACAGAGUGGCAGCGGAAGGAGGGACUGUGCCGGAAGAUCAUUCACUACUUCAACAAAGGCAAGAGCUGGGAGUUUGGGAUCCCACUGUGCAGGGAGCUGGCGUGUCAGUACGAGAGCCUCUAUGAUUACCAGAGCCUCAGCUGGAUUCGGAAAAUGGAGGCCAGCUACUAUGACAACAUUAUGGAGCAGCAACGCCUGGAGCCUGAGUUCUUUCGGGUCGGCUUCUAUGGCAGGAAGUUUCCUUUCUUUCUUCGGAACAAAGAAUACGUAUGCCGUGGCCAUGACUACGAGAGGCUGGAGGCCUUCCAGCAGAGGAUGCUCAGUGAGUUCCCGCAGGCUGUCGCCAUGCAGCACCCCAACCAUCCUGAUGACGCCAUCCUACAGUGCGAUGCCCAGUACUUGCAGAUCUAUGCAGUGACGCCCAUUCCAGAUUAUGUGGAUGUUCUGCAGAUGGAUAGGGUACCAGAUCGCGUCAAGAGCUUCUAUCGCGUCAACAACGUGAGGAAGUUCCGGUACGACAGGCCUUUUCACAAAGGCCCCAAGGACAAGGAGAAUGAAUUCAAGAGCCUGUGGAUUGAACGUACCACACUGACCCUGACCCACAGCUUGCCUGGCAUCUCUCGGUGGUUUGAAGUGGAGAGGAGGGAACUGGUGGAGGUGAGCCCUCUGGAGAAUGCCAUCCAAGUGGUUGAGAAUAAGAACCAGGAGCUACGUUCCCUGAUCAGCCAGUAUCAACACAAGCAGGUGCAUGGCAACAUCAACCUGCUAAGCAUGUGCCUGAAUGGUGUCAUUGAUGCAGCUGUCAAUGGAGGCAUUGCACGCUAUCAGGAGGCCUUCUUUGAUAAAGAUUACAUCAACAAGCACCCAGGAGAUGCUGAGAAGAUCACCCAGCUCAAGGAGCUUAUGCAGGAGCAGGUUCAUGUCCUUGGAGUUGGGCUAGCAGUUCAUGAGAAGUUUGUGCACCCAGAAAUGCGACCUCUGCAUAAGAAGCUAAUUGAUCAGUUCCAGAUGAUGCGGGCCAGUCUCUACCAUGAGUUUCCAGGUUUGGAUAAGCUAAGUCCUGCAUGUUCAGGCACCAGCACCCCACGGGGAAAUGUUCUGGCAUCCCAUAGCCCCAUGAGUCCGGAGAGCAUCAAGAUGACCCAUCGGCACAGCCCCAUGAACUUGAUGGGCACAGGCCGCCAUUCAUCAUCCUCUCUCUCCUCACAUGCGUCUAGUGAAGCAGGAAACAUGGUGAUGCUGGGCGACGGCUCCAUGGGCGAUGCUCCCGAGGACCUGUACCACCACAUGCAGCUUGCGUAUCCCAACCCCAGGUACCAGGGCUCGGUCACCAACGUCUCUGUUCUGUCCUCGUCCCAGGCAAGCCCUUCUUCCUCCAGCCUGAGUUCCACUCACUCAGCACCAUCCCAGAUGAUUACCUCUGCCCCUUCCAGUGCCCGAGGCUCUCCCUCUCUGCCAGAUAAGUACCGCCAUGCCCGUGAAAUGAUGUUGUUGCUGCCCACAUACCGGGACCGCCCAAGCAGUGCCAUGUAUCCAGCAGCCAUUCUGGAGAACGGACAGCCACCGAAUUUCCAGCGAGCCCUGUUCCAGCAAGUGGUCGGAGCCUGCAAACCUUGCAGUGAUCCCAAUCUGUCUGUGGCUGAAAAAGCUGUGCCAGCAGCCCCCAGCAGCUGGAGUCUGGAUAGCGGAGCCCAAGAGGCCCAGCCCUUCCUGUCUGCCCAUAUGGGGCGCAUCCUGGCCCCCCCAGUGCCUCCCCGAAGCCUGCUGCAUGGUCAUUACUCCCUACACUUUGACGCCUUCCACCACCCUCUGGGUGAUACCCCCCCAGCCCUCCCUGCCCGGACCCUGCGCAAGUCUCCUCUCCACCCUAUCCCAGCCUCCCCAACAAGCCCCCAGUCAGGUCUGGACGGCAGCAACUCUACGCUGUCCGGCAGUGCCAGCAGCGGUGUGUCCUCCUUGAGUGAGAGUAACUUUGGGCACUCCUCGGAGGUCCCACCUCGCACUGACACCAUGGACUCCAUGCCAAGCCAGGCCUGGAAUGCUGACGAAGAUCUUGAGCCACCCUACCUCCCUGUCCACUACAGCCUCUCUGAAUCUGCCGUCCUGGACUCCAUCAAGGCCCAGCCAUGCCGAAGCCACUCAGCCCCAGGGUGCGUCAUCCCUCAGGACCCCAUGGACCCGCCUGCGCUGCCGCCCAAGCCCUACCACCCCCGCCUGCCAGCCCUGGAGCACGAUGAGGGGGUGCUGCUGCGUGAAGAGACUGAGAGGCCUCGAGGCCUGCACCGCAAGGCUUCAUUGCCUCCUGGGAGCGCUAAGGAGGAGCAGGCCCGCAUGGCUUGGGAGCACGGCCGAGGGGAGCAGUAAGGGGCAAUGAGGCGGCUGGGAUGCCGCCCUCAGUAAGCAGCUUGCCAACCACUCCAGGUCUGAAAAGCAAGUCCCCCAGCCCGACCCCAGGGAGCCAGAGAGGCUUGGCACUCAGGAGAGAACCACCCCAAGUCUCCAUUCUACUGCCGUGAACUCAUGUGUUGCCAUGUACAGAGGCCACAGCAGCAUGAAGGGUUGUGGCUUCCCUUUUUAUUUUUUUACAUUUCCAUUUCUAUGGGUUUUCCUUUCUUUCCUUUAUGCAGUAGAUGCUUUCUUCCUCCUGCAGUUCUGGACCAUGUGGAGCUAUAUGGAGAAAUUGCACAGACAGAAUCACUUUGCCACACUGCAGGGCCCAGGAGCGGGAGCCCAGGCCCUCCCUCCAGGGUAGAGAUGCACAGAAUGGAAAUUGCACUAAGGACCUCUUCCUUUGCUGUAUGGACAGAAGAGUUCAUGGUUGCAUUCAGGGAUUGCAAGGACCAUAUAGACAUGUCACAGGUGGAAAAAGGGCCACAAGCCGUCUUGCACAAAUGCCUGUCCACCUGCCCCUCUUCCAUCCAGGAGUGUGCUACUGAGGGGCUGGCUGGACCAACCUGCUGGCUCAGGCAUGUGACUGGCUUAACUGCAUGCCCAGGGAACUGCCAGGGUUCAAUGGGCCAGCCGUCUCCUCCAUCUUGGAUUUUUCUCUCCAUCACAUUAUUUCUGACCAUUUGCUCCCUUCCAUUCUUGAAACACCUCAUGCCCCACAGGAGCCCCAGUGGUGACUGGAUCUGCAAAGGUUAUCUCCCACCCUCUGGGGUUUGAGUGGAGGUAUGGAGCCAAAGGGGCUAUCUUAGCCACCUUCCUCCUAGGGGGAGCUGGUCCCCUUCCUAUGUGGUAGAGACUGGUAUAAGAGUGAGUCUGGGGUGUGGCAGGCGCCAGAAAUCCUCGAAGCUUUCAGAAGCGUUCAGAAUGCCUACCAUCAGCUCCUGAAUCAGGGAUUUUCAGCACUACCUCUGAGCCAUGGGGGUGGCUGCCUAGCCAGGCUUCCAGGCCCUGAGGACAUGUGGUCAGGUUCAGCAGGCUCCUGGGUAAAGAGCGUGGGAGGGAGCUUCUCCUUUUGGAAGCAGAUAGCCGUGCAGGUAGAAUUGUCAUCUCCCAAGUGGCCACAUACAGCAACCCGCUCCAGGCCAUGGGGACCACCACUCAGGGUUUGGGGCUGGCAGGAGGGCAGUUUCUCCAGUCUCCCCAGUCUGUUGGUGUCUUUAUAGGAAACUAUAAAGCAGAGCAGUGGUGUCUUUAGAGGAAACUCAUUCAAGUCAGGGCACUGAUUUUCCUCUCAGUUUAUUAUUUGGGGGGAUAGGGUCAGGUGGGUAUAGUAGUACUUCACCAGGGUGCUUUUAAGUUACUUUAAAAAAAAAAAAAAAGCCUACAAAAUAUAUUUUUUCUUUUAUUUGCUCAAGUUCAUAUUAAUGAUGGUCACAAGGCUGCCUUGUUGGGCAGGCAUGUUGCCCCCAUUUCCUCUUCUGCUGGCCUGUGUGACCUCCACAGCCAGGCCCUGGGCCCAAGCCCCUCAUCCCUUCUCCACUGCCCCUAUUUCCAGACAGUAAAGGCCAUGGUCAGGGUGUUUUUCACUUGUAAACUAACCCCAGCUUAUUUAACAGAAAUGCUCAUAACCUACUGGGAAAGAUGGAGGUCUAAAUUACCUCCAGGGUUUUUCUGGGGCUUUAUCAUCAGUGUAGGUCCCCUCUGAUACCAUCAGGCUCACUCCAGGCAGAGUGGGGCAGAAGGCUGCUGAGGAUGUGGGCCCUCAAAGGGCUGGCCUGCUUCUCAGCCUACAUUUAUUUGCAAGCUUCACUCUCUGGACCGUCUGGUGUUCACAGGUGUUAGAGGAUCGGGGCUAGCUUCAGAUUUGAUUCAUAGGUAGGAGGGCUUAGAUUUUAAGGCACUUCUGAACGUCAAUCCCUGGACAAGGCAGUCAUCACAUAAGAACAGCUACCUUCUCCACUUCGUGGCACAAGAGGUAAGGAGGGGAGUAUGGGUUCAUUUGGCUUCGCAUUAUGCAAGUUGAAACCGUUUGUUUCCCCUCUCCAUUUUCCCUAACUGAAUGAAAGGACACAUUCUGAAAUCCCUUUUGUUGGAGAAUUAUUCAGUCUGAGGGGAAAUGGGAGGCCAGAGAUGAGAACCCUUUGAGAAGAUUGUAAAAUACUGAUUUUCAUUCUUUCAAGCUUAUUUGUAAAUACCUAUUUGAAUGCUGUGUAUUUGUACAGGAAUUUGAGCAAAAAAUGUAUAGCGUGUGAUGUCCAAUUGGUAUUCAGCACUAUAAAUGUGUUUUUAACCUCACGCAUUCUGUGCUUAUUUAAAACAAGAAAACUUCUAACCAUUCUUUUGUGUAUUCAUGUUUAAAGAAAACAAGUGAUUUAAAAAUGAUCUUACCUGUACCAGAAAAGCAAAGUUAAAGGAAACAAAAUUUGUACCAUUGUCCCAAGAGGUAUUAUUUUACUGUAUAUAUUGUGGUAGCAUGUUCAAAAUCCAACAAGUAAUGUGAAUUUUAGAUGUAAAUAUCUGCCACUUGAUUUUUUCCCCCUUUCCCCACUUCCUUGACUGCUGUGAUGUGAAUUAAAGAUGAAUAUCUGAUAAUGA